AUGUUAUUAGCUCUAGCUCCUCCUAACCCCAUGCAGAACGACAUCCAACCGCCUCAUGCCUAUUCAAACUACAACAAGCCCGCCCCCUCGAGAAUCUCUCCUCCCGAGUCUCCUCGCAACCUGUUGUCCUUAUUCGAGGACUCGAAGAUGAACAACUCCCACCGAGGUUUGCCCCUACCUGCUGGUCUUAGUCUUCCUCCCCCAGAUCGUGGUCAUUCCUCUGCUCCCCUGCCCCUCGGCCAGUUGCCUGCUCCUCCAUCGCAAUGGGCCGGUCAGGAUGAAUCAAUGCGGAGUUGGCUUCAUGCUAAGGCCGAGGAAGAUCGGCGGAAGCAAGAGGAGGAGAGAACUCGCCAGGAGACCUUGCGUCUCGACCAACGGCGCAUUGAGCAGAGCAUGUUGCGGGAAUCUCUCCAGGGCGGCAUCCCUCCUCCAAUGGUUCCUCUUAUCUUUGCCGGCAUUGGAGGAGGAACCCUUCCUCCUCAUACUGUGGAGUGGGCUCAGCAAUAUAUGGCCAGUCUCACUAUCCAUAGCCAACAGCAGCAACAGCAGAUUCAGGCUCAACAGCAGCAACUACAGCAGCAGCAGCAGCAGCAACUACAGCAACAGCAACAGCAACAGUCACCCAAUCUGCAUCGGGAUAGUCGAAUGAUUCCUCCCAAUCCUUACGGAGGACAACAGCCUCUGCAAGCACCACUCGCCGCACCGCCGGCGCAACCCUCGCGUCAAGAUCGCAAUUCGAUUUCUGGUCCGCAGCCUCCAUCGUCUGUACUUCAACGCUUGAACACUACCGAGUUCGUUCCUAGUUCUACGACGAGUCAGGCCAGUCGACAGUCAGUGCCGCAGCCACAGACCGCUUCAUCCGAACAAUCCUCGGGUCCGGGUCUAUUCUUCCACCACUGGACGCCUCCCAACCAGUCUUCAGGAGGAAACCAGCCUCCUACCCCAUCGGGCAAAAGCAACCAAGGGUCACCCUUUUCCCAAAAUGCCAGCUCACAUCUACGGUCAGAAUACCAGAGUUCGCCGAAGAAACGCAAGGCAGCCGGGGGUCAAGCAGUACCCGCGCCUCCCACGUCUCAACCGACCGACCCAUCACAACCCAUGUCUCUCCGCUCGUCGCGCGAGCGAGAAACGUCGCCAGGCCAUGCCAGUCGACCUACACGACACUCCCGUCAAAACAGUGAUGCCUCAUCCCGCGAGCUUGAUGCGGGCGGUCGUCACAUCGCACGCCCGAGUAGUCGUCAACAACGCAGGGAUGAACUCAGUGGCGCGGGGCCCGGCCCAAGAAGGCGGUUAACCGGCUCUUCUCCAAGUGGAUCAAGCGAGGACCACCCGUUUCGUUAUGAGGCGUUCAAAGCUGAAACGCGGUAA
Messenger RNA from Capronia epimyces CBS 606.96, 1368 nucleotides. RefSeq lists its product as uncharacterized. The transcript has a single exon. Lineage: Eukaryota; Fungi; Ascomycota; Eurotiomycetes; Chaetothyriales; Herpotrichiellaceae. Bases 1 to 1368 code for a protein of 455 amino acids. The record is from RefSeq and is a predicted model, not a curated record.